ACUGUUGAAAACUGAAACGGUGAUGAUUUCAGACAACGCGGGGCCAAGAAUUGCUAGCACUUCCCAUAUACUUCUCCGUUGCUGUCCCCACUUCUCAUGUACAUUUUCUCCAUCCGUCCCAUUUUGAGGCGGGUCCUUCUCGACACUCGUUCAUGCCCCUUUUUAUCUUUUUAUCUUCUUCUUUUUUUUUUUUACUCUUGCUACCAUUCUUGCGUCUUCCCUUUGCUUUGCACGGGAGGAGUUCCCUGUGGUUAUGGUAGCCGAGAAGCGGCCUGUGCCGCAGGGAUUAGAGGAGCCCGGUGCUUAAUUGUUUGCUUGUGUGGUGUUUUUUUUUUUCCCGUGGAGGGAAGGCUGAGUAUCAGCGCUGGCGGCUCGCAGAGGCGAGUCCAGGCUCGCGAUGAAGAAGACGUCCUUGCCCCGGCAAUGGCGGGACGAAGACAAGGGAAGGUGAUGAAAUGAUUUGAGGAUUUGCCGUCGCGGGUACGAAGGGUAGUGCGC
This is a messenger RNA of Sodiomyces alkalinus F11, 498 nucleotides long. RefSeq lists its product as hypothetical. Lineage: Eukaryota; Fungi; Ascomycota; Sordariomycetes; Glomerellales; Plectosphaerellaceae. Bases 97 to 459 code for a protein of 120 amino acids. The record is from RefSeq and is a predicted model, not a curated record. The transcript has a single exon.